Messenger RNA from Saccostrea cuccullata (small rock oyster), 739 nucleotides. RefSeq names its product rho-related protein racL-like. The record is from RefSeq and is a predicted model, not a curated record. Gene Ontology annotation, biological process: small GTPase-mediated signal transduction. Gene Ontology annotation, molecular function: GTP binding; GTPase activity. The transcript has 2 exons. Lineage: Eukaryota; Metazoa; Mollusca; Bivalvia; Ostreida; Ostreidae. The coding region runs from base 12 to 620 and encodes 202 amino acids.
UACAGAGGAAGAUGGUCGUUUCUAAUGAGAUGAGUUGUGUACAGUGUACGAUUGUGGGGGACAAGCGAGUGGGGAAGUCUACUAUUAGUCGAGGCCUAGGGGAAAGCGAGGCCGACUUAGAUAGGCAGAAUAAUAAUUACGAGUCGACGAUUUUUGACAAUAUCGCAGGGACAACCAAAUUAGACGGAGAAGAUAUCACAAUUAACUUAUUUGACUGUUCAAGUGAAGAAGAACAUUUUGCAAUCAGAGAAUUUGCAUACAAGGACAGCAAUGUUUUUAUUCUGUGUUAUAGUGUCAUAGACAGGAGUUCACUUCUGAACAUCAGAGACAAAUGGAUUCCAGAAAUCAGGAAAUUCCUUGGCAAAAAAAUCAAACUUUUAGUGGUGGGAACACAAACAGACAUUCGUGACUCUGUGUGCCUCGAUCAAGACCCUCCCGUCAGUAAAACAGAGGGCGCUGAUUUUUCCCGCCAAAUUGGUGCAGACUAUUUCAUGGAGUGCAGCUCAGCCUUUCCGUCCAGUUUCGCAGAACUUUUCAAUCACGUGGCUAAGAUCGGCAAAAAGACGAAACGAAGGCGAUCGCCUGUGAACCUUGUGCGAAGACUGUUGGGCACAAACUAACUGUUAUCUCACAAUGUUCUUUUAUUCUAGUCAAAUUCCAUUCCUUGUGUGUUCAUCAUUUCAUUUUAUUGUGUUUUCAAAUCGUUCAAAUAUUUUUUCAUUAAAAUGCUUAAAAUUUA